AUGACAUCAUAUCGCAAGGGAAUUCUCGCUCUCGGCCGUCCCCUAUAAAACCGGCUGUUAUCUCCAAUGCCGGAGUCACUGAGAGCACAGCCGCUGCUAUCAAACGAAGUACAUCCUGAAAACGCUCUGUUUCCACUACUAUGUCUUUAUACGCGUCUUCAGACUCUCGUCGCGUCAGUCCCGCCGUGAGCGGCUUUAAAUUCGACACGGCGCACCGCAAGAAAGCGUCGCCGAAUAUCUUCGAAAACAUCAACCAGGACGUCCUGGUGAAACUCUUCGAGAAAGCAGGAGACUUGAAGGCGGUGGAGAGAGCCAGGAGCAUCAUCGCACUGCACCAGGAUCCUGAGGGCAUCUCCAAAGCGCUCAUGGCUCUUCAGCAGGACAAGAAGGACAAAUGUAUUUUUAUUACCGGACUGACGCGCCAGACACUAAAGUUUCGUUGAGGGAAGUUUUCGUUGGGAAACCGUGCCGAUAUGCGCACAGAAAGAGAAACCGUGAUCACGUAUGCUGGAGGCUGGUGUUCCUCAAGGCUUUGUGCUGAACUCGUGAUGGUGUCCUUUCGGAAUCAUGCUGGUUUGCUGAGAAAAUACAGAGAGAGAGAAGACUAAACUGAUCCAGCGCAAGAAAAGAGCUUGAAGACACUUGCGCAUUGACACCACAUGGAGAACGUUUGAAAUAUGGACUGAUGCCACGGGUGAAAUUUGCUUAUUAAGUAGUUCUGUAUCAGCUGUGCUGUCAUGUUACAGUAUGCUUGAAAAAAAUAUAUUUUGAAUAAAGCUGUUUUGAUCAUCUCA
Messenger RNA from Labeo rohita (rohu), 794 nucleotides. Its product is annotated as transcriptional and immune response regulator-like. The record is from RefSeq and is a predicted model, not a curated record. The transcript has a single exon. Gene Ontology annotation, biological process: endothelial cell activation involved in immune response; negative regulation of Notch signaling pathway. The coding region runs from base 141 to 443 and encodes 100 amino acids. NCBI's taxonomy places the organism in Eukaryota, Metazoa, Chordata, Actinopteri, Cypriniformes, Cyprinidae. Gene Ontology annotation, cellular component: cytosol; nucleus. Gene Ontology annotation, molecular function: Notch binding.